UACAUUUAAUAUGGGCAUCGGCACAAUUAUUUAUAAUUGAAACCUUUCUUCCCCUGCCGCAAUUUCCUAAAAUCCACCAUUUUUGACCGCCAAUUUCCCACCCACACUAUCUAUUCCUCGAAUGCAAUAUACAAGGGCGUUGCAUAAAUCAGUAGUCAGCCAUAAACAACAAUGUCUUUCAAGAACAGGUCACCGCCGAGUCCUCAAACGCAACUUCACGAUCUUAAGCAACGCGUUUUCACUUGUCUCAACAAACUCGCCGACCGCGACACUCUCGCACUCGCUUCAGCUGAGCUCGAGUCAAUCGCUCGGAACCUGAACGCCGAUUCCAUCUCUCCGUUCCUUAACUGCCUUCGCGACAUCGACUCUUCGGCCAAGUCUCCGGUUCGGAGGAAAUGUGUGAUCCUUUUGGCUUCGAUGUCUCACUCGCACGGUAACGUCCUAUCUCCUCACCUUUCUAAGAUGAUUUCCACCCUCGUUCAUCGCCUCCGCGACCCCGACUCUGCCGUACGAUCCGCUUGCGUCGAGGCGACUACCGCAAUGUCGUCUCACAUCACGAAUCCUCCGUUUUCGGUUCUGUUGAAGCCUUUGAUCGAAAUGCUCGUGGUGGAGCAAGACGUCAACUCGCAGAUCGGAGCGGCUAUGUGUUUGUCGGCUGCGAUCGAGGCGACGCCGGAUCCCGAGACGGAGCAGCUUAAGAGGGUGUUGCCGAAGUUGGGGAAAUUAGUGAGGAGUGAAAGUUUCAAAGCGAAACCGGCUGUGUUCGGAGUUAUUGGAAGCGUUGCCAGCGUUGGUGGCGCCGGAAGUAAAGGAGUCUUGGAUUGGCUAGUGCUUUCCGCGGUAGAGUCUUUGAGUAGCGAAGAUUGGGGUACGAGAAAGGCGGCGGCUGAGUUGUUAGGGAAAGUGGCCAUGGCGGAGAAAGAGCUCGCAGCGGAGUAUAAAGUGGCGUGUGUUGCUGCUCUUGAGAACAAGAGGUUUGAUAAGGUUAAGAUUGUCCGAGAAACUAUGAAUCAUAGUCUGGGUUUAUGGAAGGAUGUCUCUGGAGUUAGUGAAGAGGCCUCAACUCCUCCUCAGUCCGACUCAUCUUCAAUAGAUAAUGGUAGCGUUGGAUGCUUUCCUUCAGUUGCUAAAAGUAUCAAUGAUGAUGGUUUUAAAACCCCACAAUCAAAUAAAGUAGUCCCAACGAGCAGGUCCCCUCCAUCUGAUGCUUCCAAGAAGCUGGACCGCUCAAAAUCAUCUAAUUGGAAGACUGGAAUACCCGAGCCGAACUCUUUGUUUCCCGAGGCCUCUGGUGAUGACAAUGUCAAAAAGAAUGUACCCUUUGUCAAGGUCCAUGAUGAAAAAGUAAAGAAGUUUGUUGGUUUGAGAUCUGGGUUUCGGGUGCUUCCUCUUCAUGAUGAUGAUGAGAUCUUGGAUGUUGGUGACAAAAAUGUUUUUCCAGAUGUUGAUGAGAAUUCCAAAGAAAUGGAGGAUCUGUCUUUGAUCCGUGAACAACUUGCUCAGAUUGAAGACCAGCAAUCCAAUCUAUUAAACCUCCUCCAGAAAUUCAUUGGAAGCUCUCAAAGUGGGAUUAAUUCCCUAGAGACACGUGUAAAUGGCCUGGAGAUGGCUCUGGAUGAAAUAUCACAUGAUUUGGCUAUUUCAAGUGGUAGGAUACCAAACACGGAUUCUCCAGAUAACACAUGUUGCAAGCUGCCUGGCACUGAGUUUUUGAAUCCCAAGUUCUGGAGGAAAAGCGAAGGUCGAUUUUCUAGUUCGGCGCGCAGGCUUUCGCUGAAUGCAGUACGUAACACACCUGAUAAAGAUUAUGGCAGUGAAAUCUAUAAUCCAUCGUUUAGAGAAAGAUAUCAGGUUCAAGGUAAGAGUGGGUUUGUUAUGAACUCAGAGGCGGAUGCUGGCAGUGACACAAGAGAGAAUUCAGGGCUCUCAAAUAGAGCAUCAAAGAACAGCAUUCACAAUGCUGAGAGUUUCCAGGUUGGCAAUGCUAGUGCUCCUGAUGGGACUUCACCAACGAACUAUAGGAGCAGAUAUUCAGCAGCUUAACUCAAAUUGAAGUAGCAGAGAAGCGCCUUGGAUAGAUGGAGGUUGAAGAUGAAAUGAUACGAUGGAAUGAUUGAAAUCGUAGAUCUAAUAGAUGACGAGGUGCACGCGGGAUUGUUGGUACUCCUUUUAAUUCCAUCAGUAAAUUUAACUGCAAUAACCAUUGGCUUUUACCACAUAUGGUGUUUCAAUGGAAUCCUUGCCCCCUCACAGUCACCGAUUGGUUUUGCAAUAGAUGGUUCCUAUCUAUGUAUAGAGAGAGAGUAUUUAUGCAUCUGCGUUUAUCUUUUCGUUCUUGCCAUCAGUUCUUGUGUACUGCACAUAGUUUUAAA
Messenger RNA from Hibiscus syriacus, 2372 nucleotides. Its product is annotated as TORTIFOLIA1-like protein 4. The coding region runs from base 172 to 2043 and encodes 623 amino acids. The record is from RefSeq and is a predicted model, not a curated record. Gene Ontology annotation, cellular component: microtubule. The transcript is spliced from 5 exons. Gene Ontology annotation, molecular function: microtubule binding. Lineage: Eukaryota; Viridiplantae; Streptophyta; Magnoliopsida; Malvales; Malvaceae.